CGUUCCUCCUCUUCGGACUUUUGGAGAUAAGAGGUCUCGCGGUGGCAUAACUCAUGCGCACUUGCAUCUCACCACUUUGGCUGAACCAUCCAACGGCAUUUCGUUUCCCUUUUCCAGCCGUCGGUGAGACGCAAAAUUUCCAGACAACCAGGCGCUUCAAUCAGUGGCCUGCAGCCGUCCAGAUGAGCUCUUAAUAAGGGGCGCCUCAAUCAUCGCGCCACGCCGACCCCUCGUCGUAACUCAUACAUACGAUAAAAUCCUCGCUUCCUUCUCAUUGCGUCUCGUUGCGCAAAACCAUCCUCUUUCUUCGUUCAGAUUUGAUUCUCACAAUCUGCGGCGGAGCAACUCAUCAACAUGGUGUCGUUAACCCACCUCCCCCCGGAGAUCCUACAUAACAUCUUCAGUUUCGUAGAUCCCGAGGACCUGGCCAGGAUCCCCUUCACAUGUCGGCUGUUGAACAACUUCAUCAAGGACAACAAUGCCCUGUGCCGGGCCAUCUAUCUGCGCAUCUUGGAUGAACCCCCGACAAGGGACCUCAACUUCGAGCAGGAACUGCACGAGCUGGUCAUGCUCAAGAAAAUCUGCUCCGCCAAAGACAGCGCUAAUAACGAGCAAAUACAAUCCCACCUCCCCUUUGUCUACCGCGCCUUCACGCGCCUGCUCAACCACGCCAUCCAGGUUCCCGCGCCUGUCGGCAUCACCACCAAGGAGGGCAGUGGCGCCAGCUCCAGCAGGAGCAUAAACCAACCGUUCGCUCGCAAAUCGCGCGCCCAGACCUUCCCGGCCUCCCGCAAUGCCGCCCUCCUUGCGACGCUCUUCAGCAACGAGCGUACCCGCGAGCGCUUCCUGACCCGCUCGUUCAUCUACGAGCUGGGCCGAGACCGUAUGAUGCCUGGCAUCUCCGGCCACCCGCAGCUGGACGCGUACGACUCCGAGUCGGGUUCCGAGAACGACCCCGACAACGCGGGCCGACGCCGGCCGCGUCGCUCCCGCACGGAGUUCGGCUGGCGCAAGCCACGGCGACCGCGCGAGGCGUACCAGAUGAGCGCCAAGCUGCACUGUCUGUACGGGUGGGGGCUUGGGACGGAUGAGGCCGAAGUGGCGCCCGGGGCGGUCAACGGCGAGGCGAGGAGGCGGGCCAUCUGGGCGGCGCGGCGGGGCGGCGGUGUGUUUUCGCUCGCUUCCUCCAAGGUGUACGACAUGCGAGAGUAUACCCCGCGGACGGAAUGGGGCCCUUUCUUGGACGAAGAUAACGGCUCCUCCGGGGUGAGGGUGGAUUGGGAGAAGGUCGAGGCCAUCCUGAUUGUGCUGGGGACGAAUAUCCGGUCCAAGAGGCUCGAACGGUUCCCUAUCUUCUGGCACUUCUGGGGCAGACCGCUUGCUGGCUGCUGGGCUGGAAGUUACAUCCCGUGGUCGAGAGACAGAGAGCAGGGGAAGGAGAAAGAGAUGUCGGGGCUGGAUGGGAGGGAUCCGUAUGGAGUCAGUGGAAGCUGGCUGAGAGUUGUUUCUUUCCUCGACUACAGCGACUUCUUCAACUUCAACUUCCCCGUCAUCGACCGGCUCCCGCGGGACGUGCCGCGAGCGCCGCUCAACGCCGGCCAGGCGACCAGGCUGAUCUUGAUGCGAAUACGUGUGACCAAGAUCGAGCCGCCCGGCGAGCGCGACCACCCGGACCACCCGGUGGUCUACUUCGAGGGCUUCUCGCGGGCGCUAGACGGGUCGUGGGCCGAGGACGCUGACGCGAACCUCCGCGGCACCGUCCGCGUGACUCCCGAGGGCGAGGUCCGCUGGACGAGCUAUUCCAUCUUCGACGGGGAGGAGAGGUGGAAGAGCGAGGGCAUCCAGCUCGGGGGCAUUCGGUCGGCCAGGGGCGUCGUGGGGACCUGGUUUGAUAAGGACUUCAAUCCGCAGGGACCCUGCGGGCCGACGGCGUUCUGGAAGAUCUCGGACCGCCAGUUCGCCGGGGAGGAUGGUUCGCAGGUCCUGCUGGAGGAUCUCUUCCCGUUGAUAGCCGACGACAUGCAAGAAGACCCUGCGGCCCGUGGCUCGGCAGAUGAGGACCUCGACCACUUUGGGGCGGAAGCAGACUGGGCGGAGUACGAGAUGGAGGACGAGCUGGACGCGUUGUACUAUUUUGACGAUGAUGACAUAUUCGACGUCGAGGACGGCGAGGCGUACCAGCCGAGUGAGCUUGAUGAGGUGGACGACGAAGACGAAGACGAGGUGGGUGGGGAGACAGAUGCGGAGCAGGACACCCCCUAACUGCAGGGGGGUUAGAAUUGGAGUGUCUUGGUCUUUUUCUGAGUGUAAGUUUCGUAACGCGGUGGAUUGUUAUCUUGUCGCAGCCGGAGAAGAAACCUCGGACACCUCAGUGC
Thermothielavioides terrestris NRRL 8126 is the source of this 2375-nucleotide messenger RNA. RefSeq lists its product as uncharacterized. Gene Ontology annotation, molecular function: protein binding. The coding region runs from base 355 to 2262 and encodes 635 amino acids. The transcript is spliced from 5 exons. The record is from RefSeq and is a predicted model, not a curated record. Lineage: Eukaryota; Fungi; Ascomycota; Sordariomycetes; Sordariales; Chaetomiaceae.